CUCAACUAUUCUAGCUCUGCAAAUAAACAUUAAUGGAGUGCAGAAAACUUGAAAUAACUCUUGUCUCAGCCCAAAAUCUCCCCAAUGUCCGAAACACCGGCCGCAUGAAAGUCUACGCCAAGCUCUCUCUCAAGGGAGACUCCAAAACCACCAGAAAAAGCCACGUGGACUACGAGUCGGGGACGAAUCCGAGGUGGAAUUUCGUCUCUGACUACACGGUCAGCGAGGACACCGUGAGGCGGCCGGGCGUGAGCCUCGUGGUGAGGCUGAUGUGCAAGAGGACGCUGGGGGAUAGGCUCGUCGGAAAAGUGAAGAUUCCGGUGAAGAGCUUGUUCGACAUGGGGCGGAUGUCGAGGAAGAUUCUUAGCUACGAGGUGGCGGGAACGCCGGAGGGGCGGCUGAAUCUGUUGUACAGUUUUAGCGAGACGAUGCUGGUCAGGCAGCCGUCGCCCGGGUGGAAGACAGCGUUUGAGGCCGUAGGGUUCUUGGUGCUCGUCGGAGGAGCGAUGCUCCUCCUCAGCGGCGAGUCUGAUCACGACGAUGGCGAUGAUCAUCGGAGGCCCUCCUCGGAUGAAGAGGAGGAAGACGAGGUUUUUUAUGACGCUUGUUGAUGACGGGAAACGAUGAAGUUUGAGCCCUAGAUUUUAAAAAAAAAGUGUUUAUUGUUUGAGUAUUUGAGAAAAUGACAAUUAAAAUUGUUGAUUCACUAGUUGAUUAGGGAUUGUAUAGUUUGGAUCAUGAAAAAAUGUGCUUUUGAAUUACGUGUUUUGGAUGCAUUGAAAAUCUUUUAUUCGAUAAUUGGAUCCGGUCUUGUUA
This is a messenger RNA of Salvia hispanica, 816 nucleotides long. Its product is annotated as protein SRC2 homolog. The record is from RefSeq and is a predicted model, not a curated record. Gene Ontology annotation, biological process: defense response. Lineage: Eukaryota; Viridiplantae; Streptophyta; Magnoliopsida; Lamiales; Lamiaceae.